Messenger RNA from Olea europaea var. sylvestris, 3851 nucleotides. Its product is annotated as potassium channel KAT3. The record is from RefSeq and is a predicted model, not a curated record. Gene Ontology annotation, cellular component: membrane. The coding region runs from base 1883 to 3658 and encodes 591 amino acids. Gene Ontology annotation, molecular function: voltage-gated potassium channel activity. The transcript has 13 exons. NCBI's taxonomy places the organism in Eukaryota, Viridiplantae, Streptophyta, Magnoliopsida, Lamiales, Oleaceae. Gene Ontology annotation, biological process: transmembrane transport; potassium ion transport.
AUUUAUUUUUUUUUAUGACACAGAAUCUGACGAAUCUUUUUUCUUUAUUUUCCUUCCUAUUCCACCACUCCCUACACAAUCACCACCGCCUCCGACUCUGCUACGUCUAUUUGUUUUCAUCAAAAAGCUUUAGCCCUUUAGUUUCUUAAAUUUAUCUCCACACCUUCAUAGCUGUGUACAGCUUAUUAAGCAAGUAAUAUCAUAAUUCCUCAUUAUGUAACGUUAAUUAUCAUUCUUUAUUAGGAACAAUGGCAGCCAAGGUUUCAAAUUUUGUAGGUUCUACCAAACCUUUUAUUUAUAGCAGAGUUGGUCCCAAAAUCUUUCAAAUUUAUGCGAUGGAAGAAAAUCUGGACGAUUUCGAACAAAAAUCCAUUAGUUGAUAAUCUAAUGAAUUUGACCAUAAAACCCUUAUUUUUGGCCAAUUAACUAAUUUUAGAUAGAAACCGUCCAGGGGUCAUUUUUGCCUGGACAAAUUUGAAAAGUUUGGGGACCAGCAUUGCUACUAAUCAAAAAUUUGGGGUAAAACCUAAAAACUUUGAAAGAUUUAAAACUGCACCUGCAAUUAUUCCUUCUUUGUUACCUAUAUUGAGUAUUGACACGAUUAAUAUAUUAGACUAGAUAAAAAUGACUCAUAUUAUUAUUGUUGUUAUUAUUAUUAUUAUAAUUUUAUCGAUAAAUGCAAACUUUCAUAGAUCAAAAUUCAUUUACAAGUAUACUAAGCAUACUCGGACAAUCAAAAGUCAAGUAAUCAAUACAUGUACACUGAGCAUACCCAAGUAGACAAACAUAAAAUGAUGUACAAACGAUGGUCUAAAGGCGCACUGCUAAAAACUCAAAUUGAAUUAAAAUAUACGAAUACAAAAUAAACAUAGUUUUGUAUAUGUGUGUUUUAAUUCGUCUAACAAUAAAGUCAACUUGAGGCUUAAGAUCUUCAAAAAUAUUUCUAUUCUUUGCCAUCCAAAUGUAAUACACAGUAGUUGCAAGUGCUAUACGUUUUGCUUUACUUUGCCAACUCUUUCCCCUGACUUCAUUUUUCAUCCACUUUAAUGAGCUCAACAAAGUAGCAUGUUACGCCUUAUAGCCAACCAACCACAGAUUUGGUCCCAAACAUCUUUGCUAACCGGGCAUGAAAAGAAAAGAUGAUGGACAGUUUCCUCCAUUAGUCCACAAAGAGAGCAGUUUCAGUCCAUUUGAAGAUAAUAACUCACAUUAUUAUUUAAUUAUGUUCAAUGUUGCCUCGUGAUCGGAUGGUGAUGCACCACUUACCGUGAUAUUUUUAACAAUAAUUUCUUGUGAUGGAUAAUGGUUUACAUUAGAAAAAAUAUAUAUAAAAUUGUUUGCUUAAGCCGACACCCCGUUCUCUAGGCUUGGACUGCUUGGUUGGAAGCUGGAGCCAAGGUUUUUGACUUAUUAUGGUAGACAAUUUUGCUGUUAUCUAUUGUAGAUCAUAAUGGUGCUUCUAUCUACUGUAAACCAUAAUGGUCUAUGCAAGCUUUUUUUAUUCAAAAAAUAAAAUAAAAUAAAAAGGAAUUGCACCCCUAGCAUAACUUUGGGGGGUGGGGGGAUUAUGUGAUGUAAUUUACACUUUUAGGUAGUGUUGGCCCAAUAAAAAAACUAGAAUUGGGCCAGACCCAUCUUGAUUGACAUUAGGUGUUAAACAAGCUCAGCCCUCCACGCACUGGCUCGAGGUAGCAUAUAAGGUGAGCUGGCUCGUUUCACCAACUAUGGACUCGACUCGCCCCACCAUGUCACCCCUACUAAAAUUUUCAUUUUCACUUACAGAUGACAUCCCAGCUUGUGAACCAGCUAACUUGCUUUGCUUGCACAUGAGCUAGCCCACUCGGCUUGCAAGCCAACUCAUGCGAGUUGGCAAGCGACUUGCAUGAGAAAUUUGUUGCUCAACUCGGCACCAACUAGUUGUCUUGGACGCGAGCCAAUCUGUUUGGUUGACAAUCAGUGGUGGCAAACAUUUCUUGUGUUAUUGGUGGUGUACUCAGCAUGGUCAUCCCCAUUCGAGUUAGCAUUUAGAGAAAUGGGAACGGGUCCACUCCUGCCUUUUGAUUUGGUGGUUGAUGCCUUCUUCGCGAUUGAUAUUAUUCUCACUUUUUUCGUCGCUUAUUUGGACAAAUCAACUUAUUUGCUUGUCGAUGAUCACAAGAAAAUAGCUUUGAGGUAUGUGUCAAAUCUCUGGUUACCAAUGGAUGUGGCCUCAACCCUGCCAUUCCAAUCCAUAUACAGAAUUUUCACUGGGAAAAGGCACCAGGGGGAGGUCUUUGGCUUCCUCAACAUGCUCAGGCUCUGGCGACUCAGGCGUGUUAGCGAAUUCUUUUCUAGGCUAGAGAAGGAUACUCGAUUCAGCUACUUUUGGACAAGAUAUUGUAAAUUGAUAUGUGUGACAUUAUUCGCUGUACACACGGCAGGCUGCUUCUACUUCUGGCUCGCGACUCAUUAUAGCCAAUCAGAUAAUACUUGGAUUGGGGCUCAAGUUCCUGAUUUUGAAGACAGGAGUGUCUGGCUAGGAUAUACCUAUUCCAUGUAUUGGUCAAUUGUUACCCUUACAACAACUGGCUAUGGAGAUCUGCAUGCAGAAAACACGGGGGAGAAAAUUUUUUCCAUAUUCUACAUGGUUUUCAACAUCGGACUUACUGCCUAUUUGAUUGGGAACAUGACCAAUCUCAUUGUCCAUAGCUCUGUCCGGACAUUUGCCAUGAGGGAUUCCAUCCAUGAGAUCCUGCGAUAUGCAAGCAAGAAUCGACUUCCAGAAGGCUUAAAGGAACAAAUGCUAGCACAUGUGACACUUAAGUUCAAAACAGCAGAACUUCAGCAAGAAGAAGUGCUGCAAGACUUGCCAAAGGCAAUCAGAUCUGGCAUCGCUCAUCAUCUCUUCCGCACUACAGUAGAAAAUUCCUACCUUUUCAAAGGAGUAUCUGAAGACUUUAUUGUUCAGUUGGUUCCAGAGAUGAGAGCAGAAUAUUAUCCCCCCAAAAUGGAUAUUAUCAUACAAAAUGAAAUACCAACAGAUUUCUACAUUAUAGUAUCUGGAGCAGUGGACGUAAUAACACACAAGAAUGGAACUGAACAGUUCCUCUCAAAAUUAAUGUCCCCAAGUAUGCUUGGAGAAAUUGGGGUGAUCUUCAAUAUUCCUCAACCUUUCACAGUUAGAACAAAGAGGCUUUCUCAGGUCAUUCGGAUUAGUCAUAAUCAUUUCAAGCAACUGGUGCAGCCGCUUAGUGAAGAUGGGAAGAUUUUUAUCUCUAAUUUUCUUCAGCAUUUGAGAGGCCUAAAGAAGGAGGAGCUAGAGGAGAUACCAUUUGUAGAAGAAUAUCUGGCUGACUCAAACUUUGAGGCCAUACAAACAAUACAUGAACCACAAAAUUAUGGGGGACUGAACCAAGAAUCAAACAGCAUCCCUACAUUUUAUGCAUCAUCAAGUACAAUUCCUGCAAGGGUCGUACUCCACGGGCAUCAUCCAGACGACAAACAAGAAGAAGAAGAAAAUGGGGGAAAACUAGCACAUCUGCCUGAUUCAAUGGAAGAUCUUCUGACAUUAGCAGAAAGGAAGUUGGGGAAAAGAGGAACCACAGUUCUUAUUGCCGAUGGCUCCCUAGUGGAAGAUUUAAGUGUUUUAAGAGAUAACGAUCACUUAUACAUAUUUUGAGAACAGCCACCUUGAGAAUAUGCUACUACAUGAAAUUAAUAUUUUUCAAUGAGUAUAGAGCAAGAAAAGAACAGGAUGAUGAACCAGAUACUUGUACACAUAAACAAAAUACACAAGCUUGAAAUUUACAAGUCAAGAUUGAAGACAAAUGGCCAACAUUAGAGCUUCAGUUGAGAUCUCUGUUAAGCAUGUU